GAGAAUUGCUGACCAUCAACACUCAUCGUGGCUUGUACCAAUACAACCGCCUCCCUUUUGGCGUGAAAACAGCACCAGCCAUCUUCCAGCAGCUGAUGGACACCAUGCUCGCGGGAGUUUCUGGAGCCGCGGCGUACCUGGAUGAUAUCAUUUUAAUGGGUCGGACGGCAGAAGAACUAUUUCAACGGCUCGCUGAAGUGCUUGUACGUAUCCAGUCAUAUGGUUUCCGUAUCCGCGAAGAUAAGUGUACCUUUUUUACACCAACCAUCAAGUUUCUCGGUUUCAUCUUCUCAAAAGAUGGUCGUCGCCCUGAUCCAGAAAAUAUCCGAGCUAUUCAAAAGAUGCCCCCACCUGUGGACUUGCAGUCGCUGCGUUCAUUCUGUGGCCUAAUCAGUCAUUACAGCGCUUUUCUGCCCGAACUACAUCGCCUGCGUGCCCCAUUGAAUAAGUUGUUGAGCAAGGGCCAAACCUGGAAUUGGACGCCAGAAUGCCAGACUGUGUUUGAGCGGGUCAAGUCAUUGUUGGCUUCAGACUUACUCCUAACUCAUUUUGAUCCUUCCCGGGAAAUUGUCCUUGCCACAGACGCAUCGAGUCUAGGAAUCGGUGCCGUAGUUUCCCAUACGUUCCCAGAUGGAUCUCAGAAGGCGAUCGCACAUGCCGCCAGGACGCUAACGAAAGCUGAAAGAAACUACAGUCAGAUCGAGAAGGAGGCAUUGGCCAUAGUGUUUGCUGUGAAGAAAUUUCACAAAAUGCUGUAUGGUCGCCGCUUCAAACUCUUGACGGAUCACAAGCCGCUGCUGGCCAUUUUCGGCUCGAAGAAGGGAAUUCCUGCCUAUACAGCCAAUCGACUCCAACGAUGGGCACUUACAUUGCUGGGCUAUGAUUUUGAAAUCCGUUAUCAGUCAACGAAUUCGCUGGGCCAAGCAGAUGCGUUGUCACGCCUCAUUGAUUCCCAGCAACAAGAACACGAGGACACCAUCAUUGCCUCAGUUGAAAUCGAACCUGAUGUCAAAUUCCUGGUGAACGAGGCACUACAUGGUAUGCCAGUUACGGCCGAUGCUGUGCGGGCCGAAACGCUUCGAGACCCAAUCCUGAAGAAGGUGACACACUUCCACAGAACCAGCUGGCCACGUUCGUGUUCAUCUGCCGAAAUGCAGCAGUUCUAUCAGCGAAGACAUUCGCUUUCCAUUGUGGACGAUUGCAUCAUGUUCUCAGACAGAGUAGUCAUCCCGCAGGCGUUGCAACAAAGAGUGCUGCGACAGUUCCAUGCAGGACAUCCAGGGCUCAACCGAAUGAAAGCGCUUGCCAGAAGUUAUGUAUAUUGGCCGUUUAUGGACAGGCAGCUAGAGCAGCUAGCUAAAAGUUGUGGCAACUGCGCUACCGCCUCAAGGGCACCGCCAAAGACUGAACUCCGCUCAUGGCCUAAACCAACUAAACCUUGGAGUCGUGUUCAUGUAGACUUUGCAGGCCCAAUCAAUGGCCAGAACUUUCUCAUAGUGGUCGACGCUUAUAGCAAGUGGCCCGAAGUGUUCCUCAUGAGAAGCACGAAAACCAGCGCAACCGUCUCUAGGUUGCGACAAAUCUUCAGCAGGUUCGGCUGCCCUGAAACAUUGGUGACGGACAAUGGAGCACAGUUUACUUCGGCCACAUUCAUGGAAUUCUGCCAACGCUGCGCCAUCAAACACUUGCGGUCUCCACCAUUCCACCCACAAUCGAAUGGCCAAGCAGAGAGGUUUGUGGAUACAUUCAAACGCGCUCUCCUCAAAUCAAGGAGGGAGGGAGACAUAGAGGAGGUGAUCGACCGCUUCCUAUUUCUGUACCGAUCUACACAAAAUCCACAAACGCCGGGUGGAAUAUCACCAGCAGAGGCAAUGAUGAAGAGAAAACUUCGCAUGCCAUAUGAUGCAGUUCGGCCAUCCUCAGAGUCCAUAGCUGGUGAAAGGAACCUAAAGAUGGAACGUGAUUUUAAUCGGCGGUUUGGUGCCAAGCAACGUUCGUUUAGACCGGGUCAGCCAGUACUUGUGCGUGAUUAUCGGGGUGGACACGCAAAAUGGACGCCAGGAACGAUCCAGUGCAAGCGCGGAAGCGUCAUUUACGACGUGCUGGUUGGAACGCAGGUAUGGGUACGCCAUGCAAACCAACUGCGAACAACAAUGUGCCAGCCACAAGCAAUAGAAUCCGCCAAGCUUCCAUUUGACCUGUUGACAGACAGCUUCAACUUGCCUACAGAGCCAGUAGAAGAACCCUGUCAUCAGACGAAUAAUACCAGACCGCAGAGUACGGAAUUCGAAUCCAGAACACUACAGCCAAGGCGAUGCACCGGUAGGCGAAGAAUCCCUUCCAGGAGGCUCCAGGUUAAUCCCCGGCUAGCUUCAUACACAACGGCAACAGCUUCAGGAGGGGAGGUAUCCGGGAAUCAGAUAAAAACAUAAAAGAAAAAAGGGAAAGUAUAUAAUGGUGACUGAAAGCUGGGCUAAAGAGAAUCGCCUACCCCGUGCGGUCGAUCAGGCAAUCGAUCGAGCGGACGAAUGCGUUUUCAAACACCCGGCUAAUUGGACUUUUGCCUCAGAGUUGAGAGGACAGUGUUUUCGGCGGCAUUUUUCUGGCUACGUUGGCAGAGUUUUUGUUAACACGUUUUUCGUGGUCAAGGCUGUUGGAAUUUUGAUUUUUCUUCGGCUGGGCUAGAAUUGCUGCGGAGAAAUUCCUGGGUGGUUAAUUCGGAAUAGCGAAAAGGGGAAGAUCUAACAAUGGCGACGGACAAGCACGGAAAUGUUACAAAUUUUUCUGCCGAACAUUUUCAAAAGCUGCUUCUUCAGCAACAAUCCCAGAUGGAAGCACAAAUGAAACUGAUUGAAAGUUUAACGCAGUGCUUAAACGUACAAUCAAACGGAGCAGCUACACGGGACACGCAGGCUGUUUCACUUGAUCUUCUUACGAAUUCAAUCACUGAAUUUCAUUAUGAUGCUGAUUCCGAAUCCACUUUCGAGGCGUGGUUCAAACGUUGGGAGGAUAUGUUCCAGACGGAUUUCAGCCGUCAAGAUGAUUCAUGGAAAGUGCGCCUUUUGCUCCGCAAGCUGGGAACUAAUGAACAUACAAGAUUCCUUGACCACAUAUUGCCCAAAGAGCCGAAGGACAUCACUUUCAACGAAGCAGUGGCAACACUCAAAGAAAUUUUUGGUGAGUCAACAUCAUUGUUUAGCAUUCGCUAUCAAUGUCUAAAAAUUGUAAAGCGUGAUACAGACGAUUAUGGGGCACUAGCAGACAUGGUUAACCGCGAAUGUGAACGUUUCAAGUUACGCUGUUUGACGGAUGACCAGUUUAAGUGUCUUAUAUUUGUCAGUGCUUUACAGUCUCCACGCGACGCGGAAAUCCGCACUCGGCUCCUUGCUAAGUUGGAUCAAGACCCAGAUUUGACAUUGAAGUCUCUUGUAGGCGAAUGCAAACGGUUAAUUACCUUGAAACACGACACGGCUAUGAUUGAGCAGAGUCGCCCCACCAUUGCCGAUACUGUUCAUGCUGUGCAAAAAGCAAGAAAAUCUGGCUCGAAUAAGUCGUUCAACAGAAAGCCGAACAAGCCGCCUACACCUUGUUGGUCAUGUGGUGAAUGGCAUUUCGCACGAUACUGUCCAUUCAAGCGUCAUAUUUGUGAUAAGUGCCAUAAACGCGGCCACAAGGAAGACUUUUGCCAUCAGUCCCGGCCAAGAAAUGUGAAGCAGUCCUACCGAAGGAAGAAUUUCAGAAAACCUGACGCAGAAUCACUAUCGGUGAUUGCUACGUUUCACAGCCAUUCUAGAACACGCCGCCGAUUUAUCACUGUGCUUAUCAACGGAAUCCCAACCCGGCUGCAGUUCGAUACGGCAUCAGAUAUAACGAUCAUUUCCAAGAACACUUGGAAGCACAUAAAGAAGCCGAAAAUGAUUGAUUCCAACAAAAUCGCUCACAAUGCAUCCGGUGGAGUGCUGAAGUUGGUCGGAGAAAUAAAUUGCAAAAUUGCAUUCAACGGAGUGGAAAAGGCCGGAACCUGCUACUUGUCUGAUCGACCAAACUUGAACCUCCUUGGACUUGACUGGAUGGAAAAAUUACAACUGUUUGAUGCUCCAAUGAGUCAGAUUUGCAAUACAGUACAAACCGACCCAGUACAUUCAUCAUUGUCGAUAGAAGAGAUGACCAGAAAGCUAAAGCAGCAGUUUGUCACCUUGUUUGAAGAUGGUCUCGGCCACUGCACUAAGUUCAAAGCAAAGUUGUGUCUUCGUGAAGGAACCAAGCCAGUCUUUAGAGCAAAAAGACCGGUACCGUAUGCAGCCAUGACAGCAGUUGAUCAGGAGCUCGACCGACUGGAACGAGCCGGUGUCAUCACACCAGUGAACUACUCUUCAUGGGCUGCGCCGAUUGUUGCUGUGAAAAAGCCGAACGGUAAAGUGCGAGUCUGCGCCGAUUUUUCGACUGGCCUGAAUGCCGCAUUGGACGACCAUCAAUACCCCCUUCCGAUACCAGAAGAUAUCUUUGCCAAGCUAAAUGGUGGGAAGUGUUUCGCCAAGCUCGACUUGUCCGAUGCCUACCUCCAGGUUGAGGUUGAUGAAAGCUCAAGAGAAUUGCUGACCAUCAACACUCAUCGUGGCUUGUACCAAUACAACCGCCUCCCUUUUGGCGUGAAAACAGCACCAGCCAUCUUCCAGCAGCUGAUGGACACCAUGCUCGCGGGAGUUUCUGGAGCCGCGGCGUACCUGGAUGAUAUCAUUUUAAUGGGUCGGACGGCAGAAGAACUAUUUCAGCGGCUCGCUGAAGUGCUUGUACGUAUCCAGUCAUAUGGUUUCCGUAUCCGCGAAGAUAAGUGUACCUUUUUUACACCAACCAUCAAGUUUCUCGGUUUCAUCUUCUCAAAAGACGGUCGUCGCCCUGAUCCAGAAAAUAUCCGAGCUAUUCAAAAGAUGCCCCCACCUGUGGACUUGCAGUCGCUGCGUUCAUUCUGUGGCCUAAUCAGUCAUUACAGCGCUUUUCUGCCCGAACUACAUCGCCUGCGUGCCCCAUUGAAUAAGUUGUUGAGCAAGGGCCAAACCUGGAAUUGGACGCCAGAAUGCCAGACUGUGUUUGAGCGGGUCAAGUCAUUGUUGGCUUCAGACUUACUCCUAACUCAUUUUGAUCCUUCCCGGGAAAUUGUCCUUGCCACAGACGCAUCGAGUCUAGGAAUCGGUGCCGUAGUUUCCCAUACGUUCCCAGAUGGAUCUCAGAAGGCGAUCGCACAUGCCGCCAGGACGCUAACGAAAGCUGAAAGAAACUACAGUCAGAUCGAGAAGGAGGCAUUGGCCAUAGUGUUUGCUGUGAAGAAAUUUCACAAAAUGCUGUAUGGUCGCCGCUUCAAACUCUUGACGGAUCACAAGCCGCUGCUGGCCAUUUUCGGCUCGAAGAAGGGAAUUCCUGCCUAUACAGCCAAUCGACUCCAACGAUGGGCACUUACAUUGCUGGGCUAUGAUUUUGAAAUCCGUUAUCAGUCAACGAAUUCGCUGGGCCAAGCAGAUGCGUUGUCACGCCUCAUUGAUUCCCAGCAACAAGAACACGAGGACACCAUCAUUGCCUCAGUUGAAAUCGAACCUGAUGUCAAAUUCCUGGUGAACGAGGCACUACAUGGUAUGCCAGUUACGGCCGAUGCUGUGCGGGCCGAAACGCUUCGAGACCCAAUCCUGAAGAAGGUGACACACUUCCACAGAACCAGCUGGCCACGUUCGUGUUCAUCUGCCGAAAUGCAGCAGUUCUAUCAGCGAAGACAUUCGCUUUCCAUUGUGGACGAUUGCAUCAUGUUCUCAGACAGAGUAGUCAUCCCGCGGGCGUUGCAACAAAGAGUGCUGCGACAGUUCCAUGCAGGACAUCCAGGGCUCAACCGAAUGAAAGCGCUUGCCAGAAGUUAUGUAUAUUGGCCGUUUAUGGACAGGCAGCUAGAGCAGCUAGCUAAAAGUUGUGGCAACUGCGCUACCGCCUCAAGGGCACCGCCAAAGACUGAACUCCGCUCAUGGCCUAAACCAACUAAACCUUGGAGUCGUGUUCAUGUAGACUUUGCAGGCCCAAUCAAUGGCCAGAACUUUCUCAUAGUGGUCGACGCUUAUAGCAAGUGGCCCGAAGUGUUCCUCAUGAGAAGCACGAAAACCAGCGCAACCGUCUCUAGGUUGCGACAAAUCUUCAGCAGGUUCGGCUGCCCUGAAACAUUGGUGACGGACAAUGGAGCACAGUUUACUUCGGCCACAUUCAUGGAAUUCUGCCAACGUUGCGCCAUCAAACACGUGCGGUCUCCACCAUUCCACCCACAAUCGAAUGGCCAAGCAGAGAGGUUUGUGGAUACAUUCAAACGCGCUCUCCUCAAAUCAAGGAGGGAGGGAGACAUAGAGGAGGUGAUCGACCGCUUCCUAUUUCUGUACCGAUCUACACAAAAUCCACAAACGCCGGGUGGAAUAUCACCAGCAGAGGCAAUGAUGAAGAGAAAACUUCGCAUGCCAUAUGAUGCAGUUCGGCCAUCCUCAGAGUCCAUAGCUGGUGAAAGGAACCUAAAGAUGGAACGUGAUUUUAAUCGGCGGUUUGGUGCCAAGCAACGUUCGUUUAGACCGGGUCAGCCAGUACUUGUGCGUGAUUAUCGGGGUGGACACGCAAAAUGGACGCCAGGAACGAUCCAGUGCAAGCGCGGAAGCGUCAUUUACGACGUGCUGGUUGGAACGCAGGUAUGGGUACGCCAUGCAAACCAACUGCGAACAACAAUGUGCCAGCCACAAGCAAUAGAAUCCGCCAAGCUUCCAUUUGACCUGUUGACAGACAGCUUCAACUUGCCUACAGAGCCAGUAGAAGAACCCUGUCAUCAGACGAAUAGUACCAGACCGCAGAGUACGGAAUUCGAAUCCAGAACACUACAGCCAAGGCGAUGCACCGGUAGGCGAAGAAUCCCUUCCAGGAGGCUCCAGGUUAAUCCCCGGCUAGCUUCAUACACAACGGCAACAGCUUCAGGAGGGGAGGUAUCCGGGAAUCAGAUAAAAACAUAAAAGAAAAAAGGGAAAGUAUAUAAUGGUGACUGAAAGCUGGGCUAAAGAGAAUCGCCUACCCCGUGCGGUCGAUCAGGCAAUCGAUCGAGCGGACGAAUGCGUUUUCAAACACUCGGCUAAUUGGACUUUUGCCUCAGAGUUGAGAGGACAGUGUUUUCGGCGGCAUUUUUCUGGCUACGUUGGCAGAGUUUUUGUUAACACGUUUUUCGUGGUCAAGGCUGUUGGAAUUUUGAUUUUUCUUCGGCUGGGCUAGAAUUGCUGCGGAGAAAUUCCUGGGUGGUUAAUUCGGAAUAGCG
Molecule: messenger RNA, 7315 nt
Organism: Dicrocoelium dendriticum
Lineage: Eukaryota; Metazoa; Platyhelminthes; Trematoda; Plagiorchiida; Dicrocoeliidae
Source: the annotation of a GenBank genome assembly